CCCUGAGGGCUGGAUUUGGCACACCGGGGGGGCUCCAUGGAUGUGUCAGCCCUCAUCCCAACUCCUCUCUCUUUCUCCUCCAGCGAAGGCGUCUUCAAGUGCCCUGAGGAUCAGCUGCCUCUGGACUACGCCAAGAUCUACCCCGACCCCGAGCUGGAAGCCCAAGUGCUGAGCUUGGCCAUCCGCUGCAUCCACAGCGAGGAGGGCUGUCGCUGGAGCGGGCUUAUCCGACACCUGCAGGCCCACCUGGGCACCUGCGGCUUCAACGUCAUCCCCUGCCCCAACCGCUGCAGCACCAAGCUGAGCCGCCGCGAUCUGCCCCAGCACCUGCAGCACGGCUGCCCCAAACGCCGCGUCCAGUGCGAGUUCUGUGCCGGGGACUUCACCGGGGAGGCCUUCGAGGGCCACCAGGGGACAUGUCCCCAGGAAAGCGUGUACUGUGAGAACAAGUGUGGGGCACGCAUGAUGCGACGCCUGCUGUCCCAGCACACCUUGGCCGAGUGCCCCAAGCGCACCCAGCCCUGCACCUACUGUGCCAAGGAGUUUGUCUUUGACACCAUCCAGAACCACCAGUACCAGUGUCCCCGGUACCCUGUGCCCUGCCCCAACCAGUGUGGGACGCCCAACAUCGCCCGGGAGGAUGUGCCCACUCAUUUGAAGGAGAGCUGCAGCACUGCCAUGCUGCUGUGUCCCUUCAAGGAGGCAGGCUGCAAGCACAGGUGCCCUAAGCUGGCUAUGGGUCGGCACCUGGAGGAGAGCACCAAGGCACACCUGGGCAUGGUGUGUGCCCUGGUGAGCCGGCAGCGACAGGAGAUCCUGGAGCUGCGGCGUGACGUGGAGGAGCUGUCGGUGAGCAGCGAUGGGACCCUCAUCUGGAAGAUCUCUGACUACGCCCGCAAGCUGCAGGAGGCCAAAACCCGCAGCAACUACGAGUUCUUCAGCCCUCCUUUCUACACCCAUAAAUACGGCUACAAGCUGCAGGUCUCAGCGUUCCUCAAUGGCAACGGGAGCGGGGAGAACAGCCACCUGUCUGUGUACAUCCGCGUGCUGCCGGGUGAAUACGACAACCUCUUAGAGUGGCCCUUCUCCUACCGUGUCACCUUCUCGCUACUGGACCAGAGCGACCCAUCGCUCUCCAAACCCCAACACAUCACCGAGACCUUCCACCCCGACCCCAACUGGAAGAAUUUCCAGAAGCCGGGGGCGUCGCGGGUGUCCCUGGAUGAGAGCACCUUGGGUUUUGGUUACCCCAAGUUCAUCUCCCACGAGGACAUCAAGAAGCGUAACUACGUGCGGGACAACGCCAUCUUCAUCAAGGCCUCGGUGGAGAUCCCCCAAAAGAUCCUUUCCUGAGCCCCCCGAUAACGGGGGACAACGCGGUGCUGUCCGUGGUGCUGAACCCCGGGGCUGGGGGCUCUCGGGGGCAGCGGUGGUGUCCCUGGGGGUGGGAGCCCGCUGCCCCUUCUCAGGUGCCCCGGGGGGGUACAGGGGGCUGUGCCCCCCAUUUCCUCGCUCCCCACCACCAGCCUUGUUGGGGACCUGGGGGUCCCCGCUGCCCAGAGCCAUAUUUUGUAAGCUGGUGCCCCCCCCCGGCACACAUUGGUUAUUUAUUACCCCAGUGUUCCUUCCCUGACUUUAUUGUUUUUCAAUAAACUCUUCUUGUAUUUAUUAGGA
Molecule: messenger RNA, 1674 nt
Organism: Meleagris gallopavo (turkey)
Lineage: Eukaryota; Metazoa; Chordata; Aves; Galliformes; Phasianidae
Source: RefSeq, a predicted model, not a curated record